This is a messenger RNA of Dracunculus medinensis (Guinea worm), 1083 nucleotides long. The record is from the annotation of a GenBank genome assembly. NCBI's taxonomy places the organism in Eukaryota, Metazoa, Nematoda, Chromadorea, Rhabditida, Dracunculidae.
AUGGAACAGCAUCCGACUGCGUUGCGAAUCGGCUCAGCACUGUCCUAUGCUCUUUGCUCUAUUUUCAUUGUUUUCGUGAAUAAAAUAUUGCUUACAAAUUACAGAUUUCCGUCUUUUUUAUGUGCAGCGAUCGGGCAAAUGCUUGCAACUGUUAUAAUUAUUUUUUUCGCUUCAUGUUUUCACAUAAUUACUCUGCCACCAUUCACUUUAGUGGUAAUUCGCAAGAUUUUUCCUUUGCCAUUAUUUUAUGGAGGAAAUUUAAUAUCAGGACUUGGAGGAACACAAAAGAUAAAGCAAAGAAAGGUGAAUAAAAACAUUUUUAUAGUUAUUUUGUUGUUUCUCAUUUUUUUCAUUUUCAGUCUUCCUAUGUUCACUGUUUUGCGGCGAUUUUCGAUACUUAUGACGAUGAUUAUGGAAUAUUUAAUUCUCGGGACGAAGGCUUCGUUUGCUGUACGAGUAUCUGUUGCUAUGAUGAUGCUUGGAUCAGUUGUCGCUGCAUUAUAUGAUUUAACAUUCGACGUUUAUGGUUAUUCUCUUAUAAUGUUCAAUGAUUUAUGCACAGCUGCUAAUGGUGUAUAUAUGAAGCGAAAAUUGGAAGCAAAAGAACUUGGUAAAUAUGGUCUUUUAUUCCAUAAUUCAUUAUUGAUGAUUGUGCCAUCAAUUUUGAUUGCAUUUUUUGCCGAUGAUUUUCAAAAGGUGCGAGACUUUGUUGCUGCCGGUCAUUUUACGUUUUCGGUUGCUAUUUGCUUUAUAUUAUCUUGUGUUUGUGGUUUCGCUCUAAAUUAUUCCACUGUUAUUUGCACGCAUUACAACAGUGCCCUCACUACUGCAUGUGUUGGGCCAAUCAAGAAUCUUUUUGUCACGUAUGUUGGUAUGUUUUCCUCUGGCGAUUAUAUUUUUGCUUGGAACAAUUUUCUUGGAAUCAAUAUUAGUGUAGUCGGAAGCAUUUUAUAUGCUUACGUUACGUUUCGUAUAAAAACUAUUUCAAAACAACGUUUUGUAUCGGCAUCAGCUCAAAGUUCCGAUUUCGAACCAUUAGUUUCGAAAGAAAUUGAUCAAGCUGAAUUAAAUACUAGCAAUUAA